Messenger RNA from Schistocerca gregaria, 10912 nucleotides. RefSeq names its product zinc finger FYVE domain-containing protein 1-like. The record is from RefSeq and is a predicted model, not a curated record. The transcript has 12 exons. Gene Ontology annotation, molecular function: metal ion binding. The coding region runs from base 924 to 3065 and encodes 713 amino acids. NCBI's taxonomy places the organism in Eukaryota, Metazoa, Arthropoda, Insecta, Orthoptera, Acrididae.
AUUGGAUUGGCUGACAGCUCGAAAAUUCUUGUUAGCAUCUCAUGAAUGAUCCACAGGCAUGACACAGGCUUCUUUCUGCUGGUUUACAUUAUCUGUUGGAAAAGCUUCCUUUGAUUAGGGAAAUAUAUUUAGCAUUUCGUUGAAUAUGAGCUUCAAAUAACUAAAGGCAAAUUCCAUAUUUUUUUGUAUUCCUGAACUUAAGCAGACAUGUCCAUCAAAUGCGAAAUACGUUCGCAACAGAUAAGUUGAUGAUGUCACAUCAGUACAAAGAGAGCCCUGAGAUUCUCACAUUUCUGUAUUGGUAAUGGGUGUAUUUUCACUUGAAAGUAGUUCACAAGCUUCAAUAUUGCAGAAAACAUCAGUUCGUCUUAUUUCACCUUUUAUUAUUCUCACGUACACACUUAGCUUCUCAUUUAAAACACUUAAUACAAAAAUUGCGAUUUAUAUCGUUGUGUAUCCACUACUACGUCGAUUUUCAUGUCGACCUGAAACACCGUGUUAUUUUUCUUUUUCUCGCCACAGUUAUUCAAAAACACAUGAUCGGACACAAGUCGCAAAUAAAGAAAUUUGAUUAUUAAAUUAAUUUGAAGAUAGUGUUUAGCCUGUCGUGACCAGAAGUUUCAUAAGUAUCCAAACCAAUCUAAAGAUGCUUAAUCGCGAGGUGACAGGGUACUAGCGACAAAUUAUUGCGCAACAUAAAAGUAAUAUUUGAUAAGGUGGAACUUACGGCUACUGCGCUUUAGACAGUUCACAAAGACGUGAAACUCAAUGGUGCUUCAGAAGUGGUCAGUUAGUGGCGUUAGUACCAAGAGGUGUCGUCACUAGUGAAAGUGUCUUGGUGCGGCUGGUUCCGUGCCAGGAAUUCUGUUGUGCAAGUUACAGUCCUUGCACGCCAAGCCGCCUAUUGUUUUUGACGGUGGCACAUGGAUGUGUUUGUAAAUAAGCCGUCGAUGGCGCGACAGGGAAGGCGAGGCCCGCUACCGGCCAUCAUGCAGUCUUAUGACAGUCUCUCUGAAACUCAGGUAGUGGGAAACACGGUUAACCACGAUAGCAUAAAACUGUAUCACCCCGGAACAGACGGCGUCACCAUCACAAAUCAGUUUACGAGCUUAAAAUUAGGAUCGCAGAACGACGAUAAUGCCACAAACGGAAGCAGCUUCCUGCUCAUCGACGACCAAGAAAAUCUUCAGGUGACGUCCGCUGAACAGUUGGCCGGCAGGUUAGGUUGUGGUCCUCAGGCAAGACUGAAGGUAGUGUCUGUCCUUGGAAAUGCCGGAGAUGGCAAAUCUCACACGCUAAAUCACACCUUCUUCUGUGGUCGGGAAGCAUUUCGGACGUCGGAAGGACAGGACUCCUGCACGAUGGGGGUGUGGGCAGCUCUAGAGCCUUCCGGCACAGCCAUCUGCCUCGAUACGGAGGGGCUGCUGGGAGGAUCAGGCAUGGAUGAAAAUAGGAGAACACGACUCCUCCUUAAGGUGUUGGCUGUCUCGGACGUUGUGAUCUUCCGGACACGGGCCGAGCGCCUGCACCGCGACAUGCUAGUCUUCCUGGGCUCCGCAUCGCGUGCCUACUCGCAGCACUUUUCCGCUGCCCUCCAGGCGGUCAGUGGGAAGCUGCGCGCCCUGGGGGGAGCGUCGAUGCCCUCCCUGGGACCGUCUGUCAUCAUCUUCCAUGAAACUCGACACACCAGGCCCCUGCAGCAGACAUUAGACGAAACCCCCGAGGACGUGCUGCGGACCAGGUUUGCACAGUGCGGCCUCGAGAUGGACGCCUUCAGCUCGCUGCACUAUGUGGGCAUCCAGACGGUGAACCAGGCUACUGACUUUGGGCCCCUGAGGUUUGCCGUGCGGUCAGAAUUAGACAACUCUUCUGUCAGGUCCCCACGGCCUCCUGCACUGGUCUUCCACACUCUGAAGGUACUGAACGAGAAGUUCAGUGGAGAGAUGGAGGUGCAGCCACGCACGCUGUUUCCUGACCAGUACUUCAGCUGCCCAGCCCGUUGCCUGUCUUGCGAGCGGCGCUGUGAGGCUGGCAUGGGGCAUUCCAAAGAGGGCCGGCCCCACAUGUCAUCUGGCCGCUGCAGGUUUCAGCACCAGUAUGAGAACUGCCAGUACAUCUGCAAGAUAUGCUAUGGCAAUGGGAUGGAAGUUAUUGUGACCCCCUGCCUCACAUCCACAUCGGACACGUCGUGGUUUGGAUUAGCAAAAUAUGCAUGGUCUGGGUAUGUGAUAGAAUGCCCAAAUUGUGGAGAGAUCUACAGGAGCAGGCAGUUCUGGUACGGAAACAAGAAUCCGGAGGAUGCGGCAGUUCGCACAGAGAUACGGCACGUGUGGCCUGGGGGUACAGGUGGUAACCUCAUCGGCACACAGAAUGCCGCCCGCAAAGUCCUCGAUGGUGUCAACUACAUAUCGGAAGCAGUGGCGAGUGUCGGGUCACCGCCUACCCGGCUCCUCUCCUCCUGGGUCACAGACCAGAUUGCUCCACGCUAUUGGAAGCCUAACAAUGAAAUAAAGGACUGCAGCAACUGCCACACAUUUUUCGAGAUGGGUGAUACCAAGCAUCACUGCAGGGCGUGUGGUGAGGGGGUGUGUGAGAACUGCUCAAGUCAUCAGAUGGAGGUUCCAGAGCGGGGCUGGCAUUACCCUGUCCGGGUGUGUGAUGAGUGCUACAGUAAAGCUCAGAGUGAGAAACAGCAGCAGCCACAACAGCAGCAACGAGCUCCACAGCAGCAGGCUGUCAGCCAGUCGGCAGAGGAGGAGGCGGAGGUGCGUGCCCGCAAGGUGGGAGAGGCAGUCAUCAGCACCCUGAGCAGUGUCGCAGCAGUGCUAGAGUACCCGAGAGACCUGAUAAAAGAGAGUGCCCGGCCGAGCUACUGGCAGCCGGAUGGAGAGGCGACGGGUUGCAACUGCUGCGGUGCCACGUUCGGUCCACGUCUGUCGCUGCACCACUGCCGCGAUUGCGGUCGUGCUGUCUGCCGGGACUGCUCGCAGAGCCGACGGCCUGUGCCCAUCCGAGGCUGGGACACGCCUGUCCGCGUUUGUGACUCGUGCAUUAAGAAGGCCUAGCAGGACGCUGACAUCAGCACUUUGCCAUUUACGUCAACAAUGCUGCGACACUAUACAUGGGACCGACAGUUGCAUGCUUUCACCACAAUUAUCUGUUAUAACCUGAGGUUGUGUGCUCAAUCAUAAUUGUUUCCAAUGCAGCUUUCUUUGUGAAAGCUAGAGUAAAGCUACAGUAUAUUAUAAAAGUACAAAAAAAAUCAACUACAUGAUGUUCACAAAUAAUCAAGGGCAUACUAUGUAGUUAAAAGUAGUACUCCUCCUAAAGAAGAGAUGUAUAACCAGAGUUUACUUCUGUUUGUGCUGUUAAAAGAAAAAGAAGUGUUACACUCUAAACCUAUAGCAGACAAUGCUAAGAAGUUAACAUUGUUGAACUGUUACCUAUAUAACAUCACAAGAUUUUAGCCUCAUGGAAAUAGAAAUUUAUCUCUAUUUUUAUAUAUUGAAGGAUAAAACAUGAAGAUAUGAAAGUAAAUUGAUAUAGUUAAAGUAACAAGAGUAUAUCAGUGGCAUAUUUACAAAACUAUCUUAUGCAAAUUUAUUUCAUAUUCAUUUGUCUUCCAUUUAUUGCACAAGUUCAGUUUCCAUCUUUUUGUGCUGUUUUAGUAAGCACCCUAAACGAGGCCAGCUUGUGUUUCUUAGAAUUCAGUGCCGAAUAGUCUCGGGCAUGUCUCAAAUUCCCACGUACUUUUUCCUUGCUUGUAAUUUUGUGUGGGUUGCACCUUCUGGUGGACACUGGCAUAUAUUUUUGCUCACUUUGUAAGAAUUAGGUGCCAUCCAUGACACUGACUGUUGUACUAUCAGAGUAUUGGGCAGGGCAAAAAGAAAGAUACAAGUUCACAUAAUUCAAUGAAGAUAUGGUAGAAGACCAAACACAGAAACUCAUACAAGAUCUCUGGAAUCUGAUGUUACAGUCAUUCAAUAUGAGAAAUGCAUAUCGUUAAAUGUUAUCAAAAUUCUUGCCAAGCAUAACACUUUACUGUAUGUAGAUUCAAAACCAGUAAGCAUGAGAUUUUUUAUUUCAGAAAUCAUACAAGGGGGAUCACCUCUGGUGCACCUGUGAAAUGGAAGAACAUCCAUCUUCUUACCAAUGCAAUGAUGAAGUAGGUGUUUUAAUAUCACAAUUUGUGGUGACGUUGAUGCGGUGAAGAAUGUACUGUCUCCAGUCCUCAUCAAAUUGUAGGAUUAGCCAGUCUUGUAACAUUUUAAGAUGUUCCAGCAGUUCUGUUACAUCUCUAGGUUCUCCAUAUAUCAUAUCAUGGCGAUUUACUUUCCCUUUCAUCUGAAUUGUAUCUUCACCAAAGAAACAAAAUUAUCUGGAAAACUCUCAUCCUCCUUGUCACUGUGUUAUCAUUUGAUGUAAGACUAUGUAAUAACUUUGACUGACACAGCUUAAAAUUCAUUUGCUUAUCAAAAAGGAUACCACGGAAGUUUCCAGAGGAGCUGCAAAUUAUAACAUGCAUUAUGCAUCAGUUCUGCAGAUUUUUUGUGUGACUUCCCUGAUUUAUUGCUUAGAUAGAGCAAUGCAUUGCUCUUUUGUUUAUGCAUAGGUCAUGUCUCUUAACAAUGUUAAAGAACCAUCAUUGUCAUAGCAUAGAGCUGUAAUUAUAAAACUUGCAGUUGGGGUUGUACAAAUGCAACCAAAUCCAUUUUUGCCAUUUCCAGUACACAUUAUGCUUGCUACAGAUGUGUUAAUUUCUCUCUCUCACAUGAUCAUAAUGUUAAUGUCAGAAGCACUCCUGUCAUGUCAGUGGCAUGCAAAUUAGAGAUAAAGCUUCCAGAGGUUUUGUUUAGAGUGGUACUUUGUGCAAUCUUCUAUUGUACUUACUCAGUUGUGAUAAUUGUUUCAUUCUUCUUAACUGAUCCUGUAUAAAGACAUCAUUGUGGAACAGAGGGGUCCAAUUAGAUUCUAUGCCCUGAUACAAAACAACAAAUUAUCUGCCAUUUUAUAAAUAAAACGAGAUUGUUAGAACAUUGGUACUACUGGGUGCAUUUGUGUGUAUCGUGUGGUGCAGUCUUUUGUGUCUGGAGAUGAAAUUAAAUGAUGAGUACCUCUUUUUGCUGGUUUCUCUUCUGAAGAAUUUAUCAACAUAUUUUUAUAAGUAGCAUUAACAAAUGAUAAGAAUAUACAAUCUUCGUAAUUUCUCUUGAAGGGAAGCCUUGUGAACCCCGUGUGUGGUCAUGAAGGCUGUAGGUAAAGAUACAUUAUUUGCAAAAACUGCUAGGUUAGUAGUGUCUACAUCGUAAAUGGACCUAUUGUUUUUUAAUACAAUGAGGAGUUACAUAUAUGACUGUUUCAUUGUUGGAAUCAUUAUUUGAUAUGAACAGACAUUUUUGCAUGUUUCAAAGAAAAUUGUUUAAGAGAUGCAUAAGAUUUUAAAAGGUAAAGGAACCUUCUCUUGUCUUUAAAUUUUUCUGUGUGUGAUUCUUGAAGAAGUGUGAUUACUUUGCCAAAGUAAGGAUUUGAAAGUUGAUUGCUGAUAGCUCUGGAUUGUUGUUUGUAUUGUGGAGGUGAUCAGAAUUGUAAGCUCUUGCCGAGUAGGGUGUGGCAAUUUUACUUUGUCCAGUAUGUGCAUUUCAUUUGUAAUACAGAAAAAUUUUCAGUUACUUGAAAAUUCUGUCAAUGAGUGAAAGGUGUAAUCUAUGUACUAAUGAGAUGUACUCACAGACCAAAGUAAUUGUGAAGGGAAGAAAGAGCUAGCUUGCUUGCUAUGUAGUUGUUUGUGUAAAGACACUGUGUUGAAGAUACGUGGAACCAUUCCAUAAUGCCUAGUCCUUCAUAGUGUGUGAAUUGCCGUUUUAAUAGAUUACUUUAAGCAUUUUCUUAAGUUCCUUAAAAUGUGAUGAUACUUUUGCUCUGCGCAUUCAUUCAGCUCGCUUAAUAUUUUCUUGGGUUUGUAUCAGUCAUUCUCUUAUUGAAACAUAUAUAAUUUAGUGUUUUCCACUGUUGAAAAGUCAAAUGUUUGUUGCAAUUGGUUUUCCCAAGGGCCACAUAUUUAUCACAACAGAGCAUACAAUUUCGUAUCAAUACAUUCCUUUCUCAUAGUGGAGAAACAGUUGCAGAAAGUGUUGCAUAUCAUCAGAAAUUGCUUCUGGAUAUUAAUUAUUGUGGUUAUUAGCAGUUCACCACCAUAAUGGAAUAAUUUUGUAGUGACAUCAGUUGUUCAAAAUCCUUAAGAGCUGUGCACUGUGCACAGGAUGUCCCACACAUUGUGGGCCAUCAUAAUAUUUAUCCUGCAUUUCCUGUUGCUACCUGUAACACUUUCUCUACCAUGGUAUUGAAGCUACUAUAAUAUUUAAUACACCUUAUACUGCUCUUUUACAUGUAAUGGCAUCUGAUAGCUUCUACAGGGAAGUACACAGUCAGUGUUUAAAGUGAAAACUCAUAAAAAAUAAUCAGAAAUGUGCAAUAAGUUAACUCCCAGACUGUCAGGAACUCUUCAUCAUCAGAAAAUGUAGAGGUGGGGAAAAUUUUUAGCAGGUUGUCUUGGGCUGGAAUGUAUGAUAGAGCAGUCAUUAACAUCUGUACAUGGAUAAAUUUAAAUUUAACAAAUUAAUCCAAAAGAAGAAUGAUCAGUGUACAAGAAAGUGAGCAACACGGUGUAAAGAGCUCUUAAGGAAGUUAUUGGCAGCCUGAGAAACAAGCAAAGUGUUCCUUCCCAACACUUGGUGGGUGCAGGGACGCCAACAAGCAUAUAACAGGUACUUAACAUUUAAAGCGUAGCAUGUUUCUGCAUCUCCUGAACAAAAAAUAACAUUUGCAAAUAUUAAUAAAUGCCAUAUCACUGCACACUUCUUUUCCUGAGCUUUCAAAUGCCAUUACCUCAGUAGAUAAUGUAAUAAAUAACUGUUCCAUUACCGUUAGGUUUUGGGAGUUAAGUCCUUGAACAACAUUUUAAAAUUUUCCAUUUUACUGAAUAAUGGCCUUGAGGAACAUCAAUUGAAAGUCAACUUUUUCUUGUAUCAUGAACUGUGCCAUUACUUUGUUAAAACUGAAAGCCUUCAUGUUUUCUUCACUUCUCCCCCCCCCCCCCCCCCCCACCACCUCCCAAAAUGCAUACAAACACACAAAUUAAAUGAAGCCUGCCGCUACAGCGCUAACAGCAUUUCUUUGUGCUACCAUCAUCAGCACAUACUACUUACACCAACUCUGCUACAUACUUCAUAUUGAUUUGUGGAAAGGAAAUAUUAAGUUAGCAUAUAUAUCAUAGGUUUGCAGAAGCUUCAGGUGAGCAUAUUAGUUACUCUAUUUUAGCACAAGGUCUACAUAUUUUAAUUUUUUGUGGUAUCAUGUUCCCCUUUUUAUGUGUGUGUAGUUAAGCUACAUUGCUACUGAUAAUUAUUUCCAUGUGAAUAUAUUUCUCAACCUAUAGGUUCAUUUUGUGAAGUUCAUAACAUGUCCACCUGUUUGGGCAUAAUAGUAAUAAAUUGAUUUUCUCAACAAGGACUUACCUAUUUCUCCAUUAGCUACUUUGCUCUUUAUGCAUUGUGUUUUUACUAUUUCUCUGUUGGAGAACCUGGUGGGUUCUAGUGUCUAAUUUUCACUCUUUUUUUUAGAAGUCUGAAUCACAUCCAUAUUGCCAAAUCAUCUCUGGCUUGAUGUUAGAUAUUCACUGUUGUCUAAAAUGUAAGUAUGCAUCUUUGUCAGCUUUUGUUAUAUCCAUCAUCUUCCUUGUCUUCUGCCUGUACCCAGAAAACAAAACUAAUGCAACUUGAGGACUUGUACAUGUUGAACAACUUCUGGUCCAACAAAGACUAUGCUCAGCAACUUGGCCUUACCUCAUAUAGUUGAAAUACAGAAAAUAAGUAGAAACCCAUCAUCUUUUCAAAAGGCAAAUGCUCUCUAUGGCUUGUUUCUCGCAUUCUAAACUGAGAUGCAUUGUGCCAAUGGGUACAUCUUGUGGCCACAAAAAGAAGUGGUACACAAAUACAUGCAGUAACAGGCAGAUAAGUAGUUUUUUUAAUUAUAUAUUUCAGCCUAAGAUCACACAAAGGGAAUCAUCAACAGUUUCGACUUAUCAAGUUUUCCUCAGAUGAUCUAUUUAAAAAGAAAAGGGACAUAGCAAAAUAUUAGGAAAGUAAAUAAUCGUAUAAUCCUACAUAAUUAACUGUAGCGUUCAGUUUAAACAGACAGAGCAUACAUAUAUAUGUUGUAACAGCCAGUUCAACCGAUGAGUCACUCUUUGACAUUAAUGUUUGUAUAGUUGUAUAUAGAAAUUUUCCAGUAUUUUACUAUCCCCCUUUUUCUAUAUUUUUAAAGAAAUCAUCUGAUAAUGACAUUAUAACAAAAGUAACUGCUAAUGAUACCCUUUAAUUGAACAGAUAAAAAAAAUCUACUCACCAAGUGGCGGCAGAACACACACGUAAGACUGUUGUGAUUUGCAAGCUUUCGGAGUCAGUGGCUCCUUCCUCAGGCAAAAGGGUGAAGGACCGGAGAAGUCUAGGAAAAGGGGUACAUUUUGGGAACUGCGAGUCAGGGGAGACUACCACACAGGAAGAGAAGGAAAGAGUCUUUCCUUCUUAUCCUGUAUGGUAAGUCUCUCUUGGUCUGCAGUUCAGGGUGACUUUCCCAAAAUCUAUCCCUUUUCUUAGACCUCUCCAGUCCUUUUCCUUCACUCUUCUUCCUUCCUCUUUGAUCUUUCUUCCUGAAGAAGGAGCCACUUGCUCCAAAAGCUUGCCAAUGACAACAGUCUUCUCUCUCUCUCUCUCUCUCUCUCUCUCUCUCUCUCUCUCUCUCUCUCUCUCUCUCUCUGUGUGUGUGUGUGUGUGUGUGUGUGUGUGUGUGUGUGUGUGUGUGUGUGUGUGUGUGGGGGGGGGGGGGGGGGGGGGGGGCGGGCGCCUCCAUAUUUGGUGAGUAGAUUUAUCUAUCCAGUUAAAUAAUUUUAUCAAUAAUUGUUUUUGUUGUUAUAAUGAUACUCCUUGUGUGAUGUGAGGAUACAACAUAUAAUUAACAUUUUUUUUAAAGCCAGUUAGUGUUUUACUAAGGCUCCACCUUGUCUUUGUGUGUAGGAUUUCAAUUUUUUUUCCGGCAAGGAAGGUACAUUUUACAGUACGUUCCUUAAAUUUCAAAUUUUAAUUUAUUUACAAAUGACUUUAUCUCGUUUUCAUCAGUAGAAGUAUUUAUCCUUAAAGUAGUUAUUCAUUGAUAUGAUGUUCUGAGUAUAAUGGAAGCUUGUAAUACUAUUUUUUCUGUCACUGGACAUUUGCUCUCAGUUUGUCGUGUUGACUGCUAUAUUACCUUUACCAUUAGUAUUUCUACCUUUGCAUCUGCAGCAAAGUGGUAUUCAGCUCAACAUCAGUAUUUAAAUUUUUAUUAGGUGGGCCAUGACAUUGCCACAGCAGAGUUGAGGAAAUGCUUGUUUUAUCACCUUUCUUUGAUUCAAGAAGUGUCACUCUGAGCAAAAUACCUUAUGAAUUACAAUACUAACAUUUCUCUCUCCAAUUUAUCUUCAUUGAAAUCUAAAGAGAAUAGUGUGAUGAACUACUUUGCUUUCUGGUCCCUGGUAAGAUCAUAAAUAUUACACCUUUUCUGAAAUUUGGUUCUACCACUAUAUUCUUCCUGUAUAUUUCCUGGGACAAUGGUUCUUUGUAUCAGCUUCCCUUUUUAACUGAUGUUGGCAACUGCAGUCAUUUGAAUUGUAGAAAUCAUAUAUUGAUUAGUCAAGAUUUCAUAACACAAUUCUGAUUAUAUUUAUUUUAGUGAGAGAUUGUGAACUUACCCAAAUAAAAAGUUCAGGAAUAGUCUCGCCUGAUUUUUUGUUCUCGUCAGUGUUUUAAACACACACAUUCUAAGCAGAUUACCAUUGGUAUCAAAAAUAGGGGGAAAAGGAGCUUUUGAGGAACAUGCAUGCAUUCUCCUCUCAUAUUUCUUCUUUUUACAGUAAUUUCUCUCAUCAUGUCUGAAUUGUUGGAGUCGGAGUUGGGGGGGGGGGGGGGGGGGGAGAGAGAGAGAGAGAGAGAGAGAGAGAGAGAGAGAGAGAGAGAGAGAGAGAGAGAGAGACCUUGCCAUGGCAAGUUUAUUUCUAGUAUUUUCCUCCCUUUACCAAAACAGUUAUGGUUCCUACACAGCUUCUAUUUAUUACAUGAACUGCUACAAUGUGAAAGCACCGCAGCCCUUGUUUGACCCAGGUUUCAACACUUUCCUUAAAAUUUCAAAGUCAAAAAGCAGUUUGCAGCUGCUAAAGAAUAUUCAUCAUCAUGUUGGCUUUCAGUUUAGCAUCUUAAUGGUUAAUACAAACUUUAAUAAAAUUCAUGUUUGAAUGUUGUAAAUUAAGUUACAAACAGUAAUUUAAGAGAUAAAAGGGCUGUGCUUACAAGCAGAAAUCAACAACAAAUUGAAAUAAUGAUAUGAACAGUGAAAUCAAAGCCUUGAGCCAUUACAACUGUAGCCCCCCCCCCCCCCCCCUCUCAUUAAUAUUAUAAGAAAGGCAGGAGUUAGAGAAAUACCCUUUACGAUUACACGAGGGAGGGGGUACUGUUUCUUGUUUGAUUCUAGUAAGCCUGGCCCUUUGACAUAUUUGAUAUGAUUUUAAUGAUAAAUCUAACUCUUUCUAUGCAGUGGAAUGUGACUGACUAAUAAGAAGACUGAUUUUGUAGUAAGUUGUUUCCCUUGGUUUUUGGAGGAGAGAAUUAGGAAGAGAAGAUAAUCUUUUCUGACUGGAUGUAGCAGGGUCUGCACAGGUAUACUAUAAGAAAUGCCACAAAUUUUAUGUGAUGAUAAGAGUGAGGCAGCUCCUCAUUUGUCACAUGUGGUGCUGUUUGUUAUGUAGAUGUAGGCCAUAAGUAACAGCUGGUACAUGUAUGUUAAAAAGAAGAAGAAGAAAUAAAUGGAAACAUUAUUUUAAUUUUCA